Molecule: messenger RNA, 2150 nt
Organism: Pterocles gutturalis (yellow-throated sandgrouse)
Lineage: Eukaryota; Metazoa; Chordata; Aves; Pterocliformes; Pteroclidae
Gene: MCCC1
Product: methylcrotonoyl-CoA carboxylase 1 (alpha)
Exons: 16
Coding region: 34-1902 (622 amino acids)
Cellular component (GO): mitochondrion
Molecular function (GO): ATP binding; methylcrotonoyl-CoA carboxylase activity; metal ion binding
Source: RefSeq, a predicted model, not a curated record
AUCGCAAACCGAGGAGAAAUUGCAUGCAGAGUGAUGCGAACAGCAAAGAAAAUGGGUGUGAAGUCUGUAGCAGUUUACAGUGAAGCAGACAGAAAUUCCAUGCAUGUAGCAAUGGCAGAUGAAGCAUAUUGCAUUGGUCCAGCACCCUCACAGCAGAGUUACUUGGCCAUGGAGAAAAUAAUGCAGGUGGCCAAGGUCUCAGCAGCACAGGCUAUUCAUCCAGGUUAUGGUUUCCUCUCAGAAAACACAGAGUUUGCAGAGUUAUGCAAGCGAGAGGGAAUCAUCUUCAUAGGUCCGCCUUCAUCUGCUAUCAGAGAUAUGGGGAUUAAGAGCACUUCCAAAGCUAUAAUGUCUGCUGCUGGCGUUCCUGUUGUUGAAGGUUAUCAUGGAGAAGAUCAAUCGGAUGAGUGUCUAAAGGAACAUGCCAAGAGGAUAGGAUACCCAGUAAUGAUUAAAGCUGUUCGCGGAGGUGGAGGAAAGGGCAUGAGAAUUGCUCACUCAGAAAAGGAGUUUCUGGACCAACUAGAAUCAGCUAGGAGAGAAGCAAAGAAGUCUUUCAAUGAUGAUGCAAUGCUGAUUGAGAAAUUUGUAGAUAAUCCAAGGCAUGUUGAAGUCCAAGUAUUUGGUGACCAGCAUGGCAAUGCAGUCUAUUUGUUUGAAAGAGAUUGCAGUGUGCAAAGAAGACAUCAGAAGAUCAUUGAAGAGGCACCAGGGCCAGGAAUUAAUCCUGAAGUUCGAAAGAGACUUGGAGAAGCUGCUGUCAAAGCAGCUAAAGCAGUGGAUUAUGUCGGAGCAGGAACAGUGGAGUUUAUUAUGGACUCCCAACAUAACUUUUACUUCAUGGAGAUGAAUACCAGACUGCAAGUAGAGCACCCAGUUACAGAGAUGAUCACUGGAACAGACUUGGUGGAAUGGCAGCUUAGGGUUGCAGCAGGAGAGAAGAUUCCCCUAAGGCAGGAAGAGAUUCUGCUCCGAGGCCAUGCAUUUGAAGCUAGAAUAUAUGCUGAAGACCCUAACAAUAACUUCAUGCCAGGGGCUGGGCCAUUGUUGCACUUAUCCACUCCACCACCUGAUCGUUUCACCAGGAUAGAAACUGGAGUCAGACAAGGUGAUGAGGUUUCUGUUCAUUAUGAUCCAAUGAUUGCAAAGCUAGUUGUUUGGGCCGAGGAUCGUCAAGCAGCACUGAGAAAGUUGCGAUACAGUUUGCAUCAAUAUAAUAUUGUUGGGUUAAGCACUAAUAUUGAUUUCUUGCUGAGCCUGUCAGGACACCCGCAGUUUGAGGCUGGAAAUGUGCACACUAAUUUCAUUCCUCAACACCAUGAUGAACUCUUUCCAACCAAAAAGGCAACUCCACAUGAAGUUAUAUGUCAGGCAGCUCUAGGACUCAUACUGAAAGAGAAAAUGCUAACAGAUGCUUUUAGAGAUCAGUCAGAUGAUAAAUUCUCACCGUUUGCAUCCAGCACUGGCAGAAGAAUUAACAUGUGUUAUACUAGAAACAUGUCUCUGUUGGAUGGGGAAGACAUUGUGGAUGUAGCUGUAAGUUACAAUCGAGAAGGGUCGUACAACAUGCAGAUUCAAGAUAAAACAUUCCUGAUUUCUGGAGAGAUCUUCAAUGAAGGUGAUUCAGUUUACUUGAGGUCUUCAGUAAAUGGAACAGUGUGUAAGUCCAAAUUGGUCAUUUUGGACAACACCAUUUAUCUCUUCUUUCCGGUGUUUGUGAAAGCAGGGGAUAAGGUUCAGAUUGGAGACCCUCUAAUGGUUAUGAUAGCUAUGAAAAUGGAGCAUACCAUAAGGGCUCCAAAGGCAGGAGUGAUAAAAAAGGUUAAUUUCCAAGAAGGUGCCCAGGCCAACAGACAUGCUGCGCUGGUUGAAUUCAUGGAUGAAGAGGCUGAAGCAAAAUAACAUUCAAGGAAGGUGCACUUUAUUUUUUCUACUCUGCUGAUUUUUCUCUCAGGAGAAGGUUUCUUUGUAUUUUCAGCAAACUGUUUUGUAUAAUAGAUUGGGGAAUUGUUUCCUCUGCAUUUUCUGCAUAGUUUGGCUGUAAAUUAUGCUGAGUUUACUGAAAUUUGGAUAUCACUAUACUGUAAUUGUAUAUGUAACUUGUGGACCUAUGUGAUUGUUGUUCAGUGGUUACGUUUGCCUGUGAAAAG